Chlorella variabilis is the source of this 996-nucleotide messenger RNA. RefSeq lists its product as hypothetical. The record is from RefSeq and is a predicted model, not a curated record. The coding region runs from base 1 to 996 and encodes 331 amino acids. Lineage: Eukaryota; Viridiplantae; Chlorophyta; Trebouxiophyceae; Chlorellales; Chlorellaceae. The transcript is spliced from 4 exons.
AUGGCGGAGGCCGAGGUGGCCCUGCCUCACCGCCCGCCGCCGCUGUAUCGCAGCGCAGCAGGUCAGGCAGCUCUACACGCUCAUUACAACAAGGCCCUGGCUGCGCUGCCCUACCAGCAUGAGGAGAAGCUAGUGGAGACCAGUUUUGGCACGGCCCAUGUGCUCGUGUGCGGUCCCGCGGAUGCGCCGCCGCUGGUUCUGUGGCACGGGAUGGCUGUGCCAGGCCCCUUCAUGAUCCGCAUGUUUGACCCGCUGGUCCAGCACUAUCGUGUGUACGCACCAGACCACCCCUACCAAGGCGCGCUCAAGCAGCAAAGGUUUUACUCGGGGAGCCGCACUCAGGAUGCAGAUCUGGACACUAGCAGGCACGAGAACGGAAAGUGGUGCCUGGAGGUGCUGCGCGGCCUUGGGCUGGUGCCGCCAGCUGGCGCCGAGGGCGGCAAGGCGCCUCCGCCGCUGCACAUCGGCGUGUCCUUUGGCGGGGCGGUGCUGCUUGAUCUGGCGGUGGUGGCGCCCGAGGCGAUCCGCGGCGCCGCCCUGGUGGUGCCCGGCGGUCUGCUGCCAGGUGCCAGAUGGUCGAUCCUGUUCCGCCUGAUCCUUCCAUCCAUGCUCUACCGCCUGCUGCCCUGCUCUCCCACCGCCUGGCUGUCGCUAGUGAGCAUGUGCGAUGAGCCGUGGGACCCAGACCAGGACCAGAUCCUGCUGACAUGGAGGCACGUUCUGUCCUUCCCGCAGCUGCCCGGGGGCGACAGCGGCUUCUCCCGUGAGCAGCUGAGCCGCCUGGCAGCACCCACCAUCGUCAUCACCGCCGAGCACGACAUGUUUGCUCCAGGGCAUGCCGCCGCCGAGGCCGCAGCGGCUGCACUGCCCGACUGCAAGACGAUCUUCAUCCCCGGCGCCAAGCACCUGCCCAGCAAGGAGAAGCAGGCAGAGCUCAACAACUGGAUCCAGGCGUUUUUUGUUUCCAGGGGGCUGGCGGGGACCGCCGCCAGCUAG